CCCGGUCGGGGCGGUGCCGGUCGGGGGCUCGUUUUCCCCCGCUCCCUGCCAGGCACCGCAUAUAGGCUGGGGCGCUGGGGCGCGCUGCGGGGCCCGCCCGGAGGCCAUUUUGUUCCACCCAAAAGAAUUAGAUGAUUGAAACUACAGAUACUUACAGUUUCUUCUUGAGAACAGCGGGGGUUAUUCCAAAUUGCCUUUCAUGCACACAACUACCUCCCAGAGGAAGACUUGUCCCAUUUUUCCAAAACCAGUCCAUUAUGAAUAUAGUGGAAGAUAGCCCUUUCUUGGCUAGCAUCAUGAGGCACAGUGCUGUGUGUGGUGAACUGAAGUAUGACCUAUCAUGUGAACUCUACAGAAUGUCAACGUUUUCUGCUUUUCCCGUUAACAUGCCAGUAUCAGAACGGAGUCUUGCCCGGGCUGGGUUUUAUUAUACUGGUGUGCAGGAUAAAGUUAAGUGCUUCAGUUGUGGCUUAACACUGGAUAACUGGCAACCAGGAGAUAAUGCUAUGGAAAAACAUAAAGAGCUAUGUCCUGGCUGCAGUUUUGUUCAAAGCAUGCUUUCAGUUAACAACCUUGGAUUGUCAUCUCGUUCCGCCUUUUUGCCCUCAGUUGCAAACAGUCCCUCACCAUCUCUACGUUCCAUAACGCUUUCUCCAAGUUUAGAACAAGUUGGAUAUUUCAGUGGCUCUUUUUCCAGUUUUCCUCAAGACCCAGUAACUACUAGGGCAGCUGAAGACCUUUCAUUCUUGAGACAUAAGCUUUACAAUCCAUCUAUGAGUACAGAAGAGGCUAGGCUACGCACCUUUCACUCAUGGCCACUGACGUUUCUCUCACCCACUGAUCUGGCAAAGGCCGGACUUUAUUAUCUGGGGACAGCAGACAAAGUUGCUUGUUUUACCUGCGGCGGUCAGCUGUGUAACUGGGAACCGAAAGAUAAUGCUGUGUCAGAGCACCGGAGGCACUAUCCAAACUGUUCUUUUGUGGAAAACCUCACCCGAGACCCGCCAGGUUUCAAUGUUUCAAAUGUGAGCAUGCAAACCCAUGAGGCACGUGUUAAAACAUUCAUCAAUUGGCCAACCAGAAUUCCAGUUCAGCCUGAACAGCUUGCAGAUGCUGGCUUUUACUAUGUAGGGCGCAAUGAUGAUGUCAAGUGUUUUUGCUGUGAUGGCGGGUUAAGGUGCUGGGAAUCUGGAGAUGAUCCAUGGAUUGAGCAUGCAAAGUGGUUUCCAAGAUGUGAGUAUCUGCUUCGUGUAAAAGGAAGAGAGUUUGUAAGUCAAAUUCAGGCCAGAUUCCCCCAUCUCCUUGAACAGCUCUUGUCAACCUCUGAGCCGCCUGUAGAUGAAAACAUUGAUCCCCCAAUUAUUCGUUUUGGCCCUGGAGAGAGUCAUUCAGAAGAUGCAGUCAUGAUGAACACACCUGUUAUUAAAGCCGCCUUGGAGAUGGGAUUCAGUAGAAGGCUAAUAAAGCAAACAGUGCAAAGUAAAAUCUUUGCAACUGGAGAAAACUACAAGACUGUUAAUGAUCUUGUGUCUGAUCUGCUCAUUGCUGAAGAUGAGAAGAUUGAAGAAGAGAAAGAAAAACAAUUAGAAGAAGCGGCAUCAGAUGAUUUAUCCUUAAUCCGCAAGAAUCGCAUGGCUUUAUUCCAACGUUUAACAUGUGUACUUCCAGUCCUUGGGAGUUUACUAUCAGCUAAAGUGAUAACAGAACCUGAGCACGAUGUUAUUAAGCAGAAGACUCAGACACCAUUGCAAGCAAGGGAACUGAUAGAUACAAUUUUAGUGAAAGGAAAUGAAGCAGCCAGCAUAUUCAGGAACUGCCUACGAGAUUGUGACCCUGUGCUCUACAAAGAUUUAUUUGUGGAGAAGAACAUGAAGUAUGUUCCCACAGAAGAUGUUUCAGGUUUGCCUAUGGAAGAACAAUUAAGAAGAUUGCAAGAGGAAAGAACAUGUAAAGUUUGCAUGGACAAAGAAGUUUCUAUUGUUUUUAUUCCAUGUGGUCACUUAGUGGUAUGCAAAGAAUGUGCACCAUCCCUUAGAAAAUGCCCUAUUUGCAGGGGGACAAUAAAGGGUACAGUCCGUACAUUUCUUUCAUAAAGAGGGAAACUUGCAAAAUGUCUUUGUACCUGUCAUCCUCCAACUGCUGAAGCUUAAGCCAGCAGUGUCUUAAGAAUGGAAAAUUGUGGUACAGAAGGUGAUUAAUCAACCACCUAACACAGUUGUGUUAUAGUAAAGUGUAUCAUCAUUAGGAGCACUCUAGGCCUUCGGUGCCAAAGGCUCUUUCUGUUCAUAAAACCCAAGUCAACAUUAGGGUGAGGUUUUUGUGGCGUUCCUUUCUGAAUAGGGAAAGUAGUUACACUAGUGUCAUUUUGAAUAAAAAACUUUUGCUUGAGUUCCUAAAAUGGAGCUUGGCACAACUCUUCUCAUGAGUUUCCUCCAUGUGGAUGUGAGGAAAUAUAUUAAGAUUGCUGUUAUUAAUAAUUAAUAUUAACUUCAGCUACUCCUGUUUUGGCUUUCUUCUGGACUUGAGGAGAAAAGAGGCUAACUGUUGCGGGAACAGCAGGAAUUUUAGAAGUUUUUUCAUGUCUUGAUACUUGUGUAAUGUAUAUUACUAAUAGUUUGUAUGAAGACUGAAUUAAAUAUUUCUACUUCUCAAAGGAGUGUUUGUUUACUCUGUUCCCAUUGUUGGUUUUUCUCUGUAGACUGCAGUAACUAGAGUGCUGUCUUUUCCUGACAAAAUUUUGGGGUGGUUUGCUUCCAAAAGUACAAUAAAACUUAAUUCCAUUUGUCUUUCUUUCA
Neopelma chrysocephalum (saffron-crested tyrant-manakin) is the source of this 2795-nucleotide messenger RNA. RefSeq names its product inhibitor of apoptosis protein-like. Bases 132 to 2093 code for a protein of 653 amino acids. Gene Ontology annotation, cellular component: cytoplasm; nucleus. NCBI's taxonomy places the organism in Eukaryota, Metazoa, Chordata, Aves, Passeriformes, Pipridae. The transcript is spliced from 10 exons. Gene Ontology annotation, biological process: regulation of apoptotic process. The record is from RefSeq and is a predicted model, not a curated record.